This is a messenger RNA of Stegostoma tigrinum, 1686 nucleotides long. RefSeq names its product acyl-coenzyme A thioesterase 9, mitochondrial-like. The record is from RefSeq and is a predicted model, not a curated record. The transcript is spliced from 15 exons. NCBI's taxonomy places the organism in Eukaryota, Metazoa, Chordata, Chondrichthyes, Orectolobiformes, Stegostomatidae. Bases 88 to 1374 code for a protein of 428 amino acids. Gene Ontology annotation, biological process: acyl-CoA metabolic process. Gene Ontology annotation, molecular function: fatty acyl-CoA hydrolase activity. Gene Ontology annotation, cellular component: mitochondrion.
GGCAACGAGCUGACGUCAGUGUGGUGGGCGAAGAGGUGUGCUUUCAGAGAAGGUGUGGAGAAGAGAGAGAUUAAAGGAGCGAGCAUCAUGUACCCGAGAUACAGGUUUUGGAAGCUCUGGAAUAUUCCUUCCAAUCUCGUAAGAUCAUGUACCUCACUGUCUGCGAGUUUGCAUCCUGGGGGAUGUUUUCCAGACCUGACUGAAGUUCGGUCGAAGCUGGAGGAAAUCGUUGGUGCGUCUAAAAACUGGAGUGAACAUCUAGAAUCUCUGAAGGAAAGAGCUUCAUUAAGCAAUCAACUGGUGAGCAAGCAGGAGGAUUUGCCUUAUCGACGAAUGAAAGACAGUUACCUAGAGGCUUAUCUGCCAUUGGGAAGCCAACCCAAUUUGAGAGAGAAAUACCUGAAUGUUCAUAAGCAUGUAAGAUUUGGCAGGAUUCUUGAAGACCUUGACUCAUUUGGAGUUUUGAUUAGCUAUACUCAUGCCAAAACUGACAGUCCUAGAAGUCACAUUUCUAUUGUCACUGCCCUUGUUGAUGAAAUAGAUCUUGUCAAAAAGAAAAUACGACCAGACUGCGACCUGAAAUUCACUGGUAAUGUCACCUGGGUCGGGAAGAGUUCCAUGGAAGUCCAGAUGCAUGUAUCACAGUAUCACGAUGAUGUUUACAAUCCCGUCUUAGAUGCUACUUUUGUGAUGGUUGCACGAGAUCCUGCAAAUAAAGGUGCAGCUGUGAUUAAUCCAUUGAAACCUGAAGGUCCAGAGGAGGAGAAUCUCUUUAAACAAGGGAACUUGAACAAAGCAAAACGAACCAAGCUCAAGGAGACCUCAUUAUUGAAAACAGCGCCGAAUGAGGAAGAGAGAAAAAUUAUUCACAAUAUGUUCCUUGGGACUCUGGAUAUGCGGACUGUAAGCUUCCGCAGUCGGAUAUUACCAGAGAAUUCAGUGUGGAUGGACCAAACAAAGCUUAAAAGUCUAGAAAUAUGUCAUCCACAGGAACGUAAUAUUUUCAACAAAAUCUUUGGUGGGUUUCUGAUGAGGAAAGCCUUUGAGUUAGCUUGGGCAAAUGCAUGUGUCUAUGGGAAUUCGCGGCCUCAUGCAGUCGCUGUCGAUGACAUCUUGUUUCAGAAACCAGUUGAGAUUGGGUCCCUGCUGUACCUUUCAUCACAGGUUUGUUACACUGAAGAUAAAUACAUCCAGGUCAGAGUGCACAGUGAAGUUGUAGACCCACUCACAAAAGAGCACAGCACCACCAAUAUCUUCCAUUUCACCUUUGGUUGUGAGACACAAGUGAAGCAGGUUGUCCCUAAGACUUACGGAGAAUCUAUGCUUUACUUGGAUGGAAAACGACACUUUAAAGCACGAGUCAUCAAAAACUGAAGUCUGGCAAACCAGCCUCUGUCUAAAUAGACAGUCUGAAUAUUAGUAAUAUCAGUCUAAAAUGCAGGAUUUUAUAUUGUUCUUGCAUAUUAGGUCAUUUUUCAUUUAAAAACUGCUUUUGUAUUUUUCUAACUAUAUUUAAAUAUCUUGCAGUUGCUUCACUAAUUUUAAUAGUAUGACAUUGCUUAAGAAGUUUGCAGUAUACGGUAUAGGAGAAACAUGUAUUUAACUGCUAAGCUACAUAACAGAUUGUCAUUAUUGUGUUGCUGAAGGGUAGAACUGACUAUUUCUGAUUACAGUGCACACGAACUA